UUUAUCCCCCUGCUUUUAAAACCCCCUCCUGUAAACGAGCAGAGCCAUCGCAGUUAACUUGGUCUCCUCUACCCCUUCCCCCCACCAGCUGAGGGCACUUCCUGAUUCCCUGACUCUUUUUAAUUUGCCUAUCUAUUUUAUUUAACUGCCUACUGAUCCUUUGCUGUAGAGGUAGACAAUGUAAACCGUGUGGGAAAUCCGCGAUCAACACAAUUGAUAGCAUAGGACGGUAUGUCGUUAGUUGUUUUACCAGUAGCCUUCAUGUCGGUACCAAGCCCUUUAAAUAAAUUCUCCUUUGCUUUAACAUGUCUUUGUUUAGAACCGCCAGGAAACGAGUUUGAUGGUGGAGCAAAACCUCAUAAGUGCAGUCACUGUAGAAUGAAACACGUGUGCGCGCCCCACAUCGGCCAAAGCCUGAAAGUGCAAGUAUGUGAUCACUUGGUUUAAGUGCCCUUAUGCAGUGUAUUUUAAUUAGUCUGUCUUUUCACCUACAGGAAGCAAGAUAAUGAGCGUUUCGGAAUAGGAAAAAUACAGCGUUGUGUCGGGGAUCUCAGGAUAUAUUUUGAAUAUUUACAAUAUAUUUUAGAACAGCAAGUAAUAUGUAUAUUACUAUACACCUAUAUAAUGUAUGUAUACAGCAUGUAUAUAUAAAUAUAAACCCAUACAUAUUUAAUCAAUAUGCCCUCCUGGUGCAUGCGUGCUAUUUAAUUCUGUGAGGCUCUACGGUGCAUACUCGACCUGUCUCUCGUUGGGUUUGCACCAUAGGUUUACAUUUACGUUGCAACAAUGUUGCAAUGGUAUAUCGAUGACUAGCGUCGUUGUCAGGGCCAAUCUUACAAAACACUGCAUUGUUGAUCGAAUGCCUGCAUGGACGUGGUAUAUUUCCAUCGCAUAUAGUGCUGUAGCUGUUGAGGAAGAUUGACAUGGUUUGAGUUUGCGAUGGAUUAGGGAAUGGUCAAAAUCAACGCCACGCGUUGGCUCCACGCAUGCUCAGUAGUACACACAGAAUGCUCGGAUCAGUUCAACAAUUUUCAAUAUUACUACCUUUAAAAAAGGCACUGCUUCGCCUUGUAGGGCUCGCUUUAUCUGCGGGAUUAUUUUCGGAGCUUUAGCAAUCACCACGUAUCGAUUUGUCAACAUCUCGUCAUUUUUAAAUAUAUCAAAUUUGUUAUUAACAAUAAGUUAUACUCUCGCAAAGUUUGGCCACACCUAGAUCCUGUCCUAUUUUCACAAAAAAAGCAGGCUUUUCUUCUAGUGCAUUUGUUUGUGUGCUGGUGGGUACCCGGCUGUGUAACUUGAUCGGGAGCUCGGGGAAGGAAUAGGGGAAUGUAGAACUGCAAUGGAGCAGAAUACAAUACAGUGGUUGCGCUCGCCCUCCUGUCAGCGGGGAAGUUAUUCCUUCUAUAAAUCUGUGAGCUGCAGGGCCCAUCCCGACGGGCCCCUCCAGGUGUGGCGGCUCGGAGAGUUCUACUACGUCCGCCGUGGCCCCCAGGAGCCUGUGUGCAUCGCUGAGGUAACACUGCUGUGGGAGGAGCAGGGACAGCACCCCCUGCUGGCCAGCUCCAGACUGUACUUCCUCCCUGAGGACACUCCUAAGGGAAGGACAAGACAGCAUGGGGAGGACGAGGUGCUGGCCGUGUGUAGGAGGAUAGUUGUCCCGGUGGAGGACCUUAUGCGCUGGGCGUGUCCUGAGCCCGUGGCGUGGCAGAACCAGAAGAGGCCCUGUAGCAGUAGCCCAACACCGGACCUCCCCCUGGAGAACCCGGGCAGCGGAACCACAGAAGAACCGACCGGCCAGUCGCUAGACCAGGGCAGCGGAACCACAGAAGAACCGACCGGCCAGUCGCUAGACCAGGGCAGCGGAACCGUAGCAGAACUCACCAGUGGUACCACAGCAGAACUCGCCAGUGGUACCUCAGCCGAACUGACCAGUGGUACCACAGUCGAACUGACCAGUGGUACCAUAGCAGAACUCACCAGUGGUAUCAUAGCGGAACUGACCAGUGGUACCACAGCCGAACUGACCAGUGGUACCACAGCAGAGCUCACCAGUGGUACCACAGCCGAACUGACCAGUGGUAUCAUAGCGGAACCGACCAGCCAGACACUUGUAGAUCGGGCCAGCAGUACCACAGCAGAACCGACCUGCGGAACCACAGCGGAACCAACCAGCGGUUCCACGUCGGAACUGACCAGCCCGCCACUGGGAGACCCGAGCUGCGGAACAGCAGCAGAACCGACCAGCCACCCACCUGGGGGCCAGUGCAAUGCAGCCCCCGUGGAUCCCCAGGGGGUCAAGGUGCUCAGUUACCCCCAGUACUGUCGCUUCCGCUCCCUGCAGCGGCGGCUCCAGGACCGACCGGGGGUCCUGGGCGGGGCCGACCCCCGCCUGCUGGCGCUGGGCGGCCUGCGAGUGGCGCUGUCCAACACCCGGGUGAUGUUCUGCCGCGAGACCUUCACCCACCCCAGCCUGGACGCCAGCUCCGCCCUCUGGCCCCACUUCAGGUGCCCCUCUCUGAGUUUACGGGGUCGACCGCGCAAGAAGAAACAGAGGGAUGUCAAGGAAUCACCCACACUCACCCGCAGCCAAUCAGAAUCCUGGAUAGACAAAAUGAAGGAGAACAUGAUGGGCAGCGCGGACACAAGCCCAGAGAGGGCCUGGCUCCCUCACCCCGAGGAGCAGCUGUUCCUGGAUCAGCUCUUUGUCUUCAUGGAGCGCUUCGGCCGCCCCAUUAACAAGGUGCCCAACCUGGGCUUCAAAAAGAUUGAUCUGUUCCGCAUGUACUCGGUUGUCCAGGGAAUGGGAGGCUACGAAAAGGUGACGUCAGAGCGCCUGUGGAAGGUGGUGUACAAUGACCUGGGCGGUUGUCCUGGCAGCACCAGCGCGGCCACCUGCACCAGGAGACACUAUGAGAGACUCAUGCUGGGCUAUGAGGAGCACGUCCGGGCAGGGGGCGCAGGACUCAAACUCCCAGAAUCCCCCGCUCCGACAAAGUUCAAGGCCGUCAGAGGGAAGAAGGCCCAGCCGAGGGGCCGGAAGCCCGGGGCCAAAGCGAAGCAGAGUGCCUACCAACCCGCCAAAGCCCCUGCUGUGAACCCCGACGGGACGGCGGUGGUGAAGCGGGGUCGCGGCCGCCCCCCCGGCAGACGCAACAAGGCCACCCUCCUGGCCCAGGCCAAGCUCCUGGCCCAGCAGCAGGCCAAGGCCAAGGCCGCGGUCCCCCCCGUCCAGAGCCCCCCCCCCAAGCCGGCCCUGCAGGUCCACACCACCCACUUGCCCCUCACCCCGGACCUCUCCCCUCUGACGGCCCCCCUGCUCCCCUUCCUCACCAAACCCGGGCCUCAGGGGAACCAGUGGGCCGCGGAACCCCCGGGGGGGGCGACCGUCACCCCCCUCUCCGCCGGGAGCCUCCUCUCCGGGCCCCCGGGCCAGCCCCUGAUCCUGGGGACCUUCAGCCCCUCGAAGGGCGUCUGUCCCCUGGACACGUUCCGGACCCGGCUCAGCCUGCAUCACGGGGCGGAGGACCCCGCCCUCCACAAGCCCCUCCCCCAAUCGCUGCAGUCGGGGGCGGAGCCCUGCCCCGCGCACAACCACCACCACAACCACCAGCCGUGCGCGGGCUGCGUGGCCGACGGGGCAGCCCAGAAGGGGGCCCCCAAGGAGGGGAAGGCCCGGCCCCCUCUGCCCCCGCUGCGGGUCUUCCCCCUGGACCUGGACUGCAGCGUGCAGGUCCGCCAGCUGAUGAGGACGCCCCUGGGAGCGGUCCAGCUGCAUUCGUUCACCCGCCGACUCUCCGAGGUGCUGGCCCAGGACCUGAGGGCCAAGCCCCUCCCCCACCCCUGCUCGCCCAUCACGCCCCCGCCGGAGCAGGCCCAGCCCCUCAACCUCAGCCAGCGGGCCCCCGGCAAGAGGCCCGCCGCUCUGUCCCUGGAGCAGACCCCGGCCAAGCGGCCCGCGCCGGGCGACCCGCUGGCCGGGGCCGACGGGGAGGAGCUGGGCCCCGACGGGAGGCCCCUCCCCUCCGGGCCCCCGGAGCCGGGCCCCCAGGAGGAGCCGGCCGACCUCAGCUCACCGAGCCGGAUCCGGGCCUUCCUGAUGGGCCUGCCGCCCUUCAGCGUCAACCUGGACGACGACCUGGAGGACGCCGGCUCGGCGACGUCACUUCCUGUCCCGCCUCCCGGCGAGGAGGAGGAGGAGGAGGAGGAGGAGGAGCCGAUGGAGGGGGUCGACAGCAACGGGGGCCCCCAGCGGCCGACCGGGGAAGACGAGGGCCCCGACGUGGGGUCGGAGGUCGCUGACGUCCCCCCCCCCCUGCUGGUGGGAGACGACGAGGCGGGGGAGGGGAGGGAGGGAGAGAACUCUGUGAGCCUCUCGCCUGACCGGGACGGGAGCAGGGUCGGACAGGAAGUGGCCGAGGACCAAGAGGAAGUGAGGUGUGAGGAUUUCCCCGCUCAGGGUCUGGCCAGGACACUGCUCCCCGCGGUGGUGACUCAGAAGAGCUGAUGGAGCCGGGCGUCCCACCGCUGGGGUGACCUGGCGCACCGUGACUCUGCUGGGCUUGGACCUACGUGCCGGGCCGGGCCGCCCCUUUUACUGUGUCAAAACCGGAUUAUACCGGGAACAACCGGGCCCUGAGGACCUGGCGCCCAGACCGACUCUUGCUCUUUGUUUUUGGAGGCGAGAUGAUCCCCCAACGCCGGCUCAUGGUUUCAUUUGCUGGAUUAUUAUUUUUUUGUCCUUCAUCUUGUUUAUUCUGAAAGUAUCUUCCUUCUCUAACCCCCCCCAUCCUCCUCUUCCCCCUGCAAGGACACUUCUAAAUACUGUUUCAAUAUUAUGUAGAUCAUGAGACCAUCAGAGAAUAUAUAUAUAUAUAUAAAUAUAUAUCACUUUGUUAGCUUAUUUGAAUUAUCGUUCCUCUACUUUUGUAGAGAUGAGCUGUUAUUUUCUAACCAAUAGUGUUCAAAAAUGUACAAAUAUUACGCGGGGCUGUACGGCUCUGAUAAACAAUGUAGUGGCAACGUCCGGUUGCAACCAAGAGGUGCAAUACAAUAGCCGACCCUUGGUCUUACACACUCGUGCCUUAAAUCGGGUUGUUCUGGUCCUGUUUCCUGUGAUGUGUUGACUUGUGUUCACGCUAAAGGGAUACCUGUACCUCGGGCUCCUUUCUGUUUCAGUCUCCUUUUGCAUGACACCUGUCCCAUUAAAGAUAGCUUCAUGAUUGAGCGGCUGUUACGCAUCUCCUUCCCGAGUUCACCGCCGGUAUCAGGAAGAAGGGGGAGAGGAAGAGACGAUGAGCAUUCCUGGAAAAUGCUAGCCUAUAACCGUUAUCGUCAUCCGUUUCUGCCCAGCGGCUCUCGUCACUGCAAAGAGUGCCAUCGAGAGAGAGAGAGAGAUAUUGUGUCUUAUGAGCAGUUGGAGUGUGAAAUACUCUCACGUCCGUUCCGGCUGUUUCGUUUGCCCAGUAUAUGACUAGUAGCGGGUAGUUUAAAAACAGCUUUCGUUAAACUAUGAGGAGUGGGUUACGCCCUGGACGCACAAUCUCAGUUCAUUGAAAAAUAUGAAAAUAACUGCCAAAGUAUAUGAGAAGCGUUUAUUUCAACAUUAAUUACUUCUUGACAGGUUUAUGGUUUUAUUUAAUUUUUUUUAAGAGUAACCGACACUAAAAGCAAAUAUCAUGGAUGUCCCAAAACACAGGUUAUUUUCUGAGGCUCAAACGAACCAUCCGAUCGUUUGUUGUUUUUAUUUGUGUUCAGCUCUGCAACUGAAAUGCUAUUGGUGUGUGAGUCCAGGUAGUUGGUAAUGAUGGAGGCAUUGGUCUCUAUGGUCGGGAAGAUGGAGGUCGAGCUGUAAGCUUUGUUUUGGAGACCGCCUCACUGUGUCUUUCAUUGUGUCGCUCUCAAACAUCGGAUCCAUUUGCACAUCUACUGUACCCAUUGCCUCAUGUAACGUCUCACUGUAUUUAUAUCAACACACCUUUUUCAUUUGCCAACUUGUUUUUGUAUGCCCACCUAUUUACUCGACUAUAAAACCAUACAAUGACACAAGGCUGACCUUAUGCUGUUAUUUGUCUGUUUAAAUAUUUUAUUUUUUAUUGUUGUAUUAUUUUAAUUAAACCGGAUGCCCAUUCUGCAUCAGCUUGAUUCUAGAACUCUGCCGGUGAUUUGAGAAGUCUUGGAGUCCAAAUGCAUGGGUGUUUUGGGCUUAUUUUUCAAGAUGAGAAACCACUGUUAUUACAUUCAAAAGUAUACGAGAUUAUCUUAAACCACUGGCAGAUCUUUAGUCACAAGAAAAUAAGAAAAUCUAAGAUUUAGCUGAAUUAAAGAAAUAUUGAAAUAUAUCUUGAACUGUGUUUAUUUCCUUCUGAGUGGAUUAGGCCUAUUUAGUUUUGAAUUGGGUGGAUAGUCCUUUUGAGUUGCACAUAAUGACUUUGAAGGGGAUAUAAAUAAAUCCAUACAAAAAUGUAUAUCGAGCCUACAUAAAUAUAUAUAUUCAGGCUCAAUAGUAAGGUUUGGACUCGAUUGGUAAUCGACAGGUGGAACAAAAUGUGUAAAAUGGCAUCGCCUAUUCUUCACAAUUUGUCUCAUGUAAUUUGCAAAUAAACCCGAGGGCUUUAUCUUUCUGUUUUGCAGUUAAUCCUAGAACAAUAGACGAAAAGGGUCAAUACAAAUUAGCCUCCAUUCUUUAUAAUCCUUUACAAAUAUAAAGAUUUUGUGAAGGCAAUGUCGAGGACAGCUGCCAGAUUAAGGUUUCUAGACCUUCAACAUUAAUGUCGAGUUUAAGCCUGUGGUUUAAUCACUGCGCAACCCCGUUGUAAUAGGUUCCGCAUGCAGUAGAGUGAAUGCGGAACCACGAUUUACAGCGGUACUAGGGCGACAUCUAGAAGCGAUAUCGGGGAACUGUAACAUGUAGGCUACAAUUCACAUAUCUUGUGUAGUAUACUGUUUUUCAUCCUGAGGUACGCAAGAGUACUGCAGGUGGUAUGUGGGAUUUUUGUUCUUGUAAUUGGCACAUUUGCAAUAAAAUAAACGAAUAUGGAUAAGUGAAAAUAAAUGUUAUAAAUAUUGUUCAAUCAAUAGGCCUAUAUCAUGGCUUGCUAU
Gadus chalcogrammus (walleye pollock) is the source of this 7098-nucleotide messenger RNA. RefSeq lists its product as uncharacterized. Gene Ontology annotation, biological process: regulation of transcription by RNA polymerase II. Bases 1340 to 4504 code for a protein of 1054 amino acids. The transcript is spliced from 12 exons. Gene Ontology annotation, cellular component: nucleus. Gene Ontology annotation, molecular function: transcription cis-regulatory region binding. The record is from RefSeq and is a predicted model, not a curated record. NCBI's taxonomy places the organism in Eukaryota, Metazoa, Chordata, Actinopteri, Gadiformes, Gadidae.